GAGAGAGAGAGAGAGUGAGCUUAUUGAGAGAGAAAAUGAAAGGAGGGAAAAGGAAGGGUGGCGGAGAAGGAAAUGAGUCCGUACAGCCACCACCCAUGCCGGACAUGGACGGCGGUUGUGAGGUUGACAAGGCGGGUUACAGUGGCGGAGAUGCUGCGGAUGUGAUGGUGGCGGAGGCGGUUGUGGAUCAGGUGGAGAAGAAACGGCAGGAGGAGCAGAAUCAUUAUCAAGAAGGAAAAGAAAACGGGGCUGAAGAAGAAGGCGAAGAGGAAGAGGAGGAGGAGGAGGAGGUGGACAAUGAAAACGGUUACGACCAGUUCGAUGACCUUCAAAUCGAAGAGGGUGAGGCCGAAACUGAGAAGCCAAAGCUCGCAGAAGGGUUUUAUGAGAUUGAAGCCGUACGGAAGAAAAGGGUUCGAAAGGGUGAAGUUCAGUAUCUCAUCAAAUGGCGAGGCUGGCCAGAGACCGCAAACACGUGGGAACCUUUUGAGAAUCUAUUGUCAUGUUCUGAUGUUAUUGAUGCAUUUGAGGAAAGCUUGAGUUCAGGGAAACAUUCACGUAGACGAAAACGCAAGUAUAGAGGGCCUCACACUCAAUCCAAGAAGAAGCUACAGCAGCGUUCACCUGCAGCUGCUACUUAUAAUUUACCAGCUGUGAAGGUCAGGAUUAUUGAGGAGCCUUUGCCUUUUCCUCCUCUAAAUGACUCAAGCCUUACAAACGAGGGGGACACUAAUGUAGGGAGUGUCAACAAUGUUGAAAUAGCCAAGGAAGGGAAGGAGAAUGGGUCUGCAAAGGUUGCCUCACAGAUUGAAGAAAGGAAAGAACAGAAUGAGUUGGACUGGACGCUUAGUGAACUGAAAGGAACUGUAACUGUCAAGGAGGACCAUGUGGAUAAGUUUUCAGUACAUUUCCAACCAGCUUCGGCAUCAGAAGGAAAUGGAACUGUCAAUGGAUUGUCAAAGGUUGAUAGUGUGGAACCAGUUGAAGUGGGUCGUCGUACUGGAGCCAGGAGGAGGAAGUCUAGUUCUGUUAAGAGGUUUAAGCAAGAGUCAGUCUCAUGUGUAACAAAUGAACAACUAAUCGCAAUGGCAAGAAGCACUGGUGGUGCUUGUGGUAUAAUUGGACAGCAAGGGAUCCAGAAUCUGAAUUUCAUGGGGAAUGAUUUGGGUUGCAUGAAUAACUUUGAUAAUUCCAAAAAUAUGUUUACAAUCACAGAGAUCAUCAAGCCUAUGAGCUAUUCAGCUUCUGUGUCAAACAACAUUCAGGAUGUCUCUGUGACCUUCUUGUCCCUGAGGUUCGUGAUCAAACUCUAACUUUCUCUUCUUCAUAUUUCCAUGGUUAACUUUGUGUUUCAAUUUUGUUCUGUGACCCUAAAGGGUAGAAGUUCUCUGGAGCUUCGAUUUAGUUCAAAUGCAAUUCAUUGAAUACAUCGUUCAAAAACACAUGCUCUUGGGAUUAACCUUUCU
Molecule: messenger RNA, 1466 nt
Organism: Ilex paraguariensis (yerba mate)
Lineage: Eukaryota; Viridiplantae; Streptophyta; Magnoliopsida; Aquifoliales; Aquifoliaceae
Source: the annotation of a GenBank genome assembly